AGAAAUUCCAGUCCCAAUUGCCAUCAUAAGUUGAGGACUACUUGUAAAGAGCACUUGAAUGAUUUUUUAUUCUUGAUGUAAGUAAUAUUUGUAUAUAUGUUCAUUCUUAAUAGAUUAGAUUUUUCAAAACAACAAAAUCUAGCUCAGUGGAUAAGAAGAUUAUCUCAGCAAAUCAAAGCAUUGCUUAUACUUCGAGAUCAGGAAAGUGCCAAUAAUCUGUCUUGUAAUAACUCAGAAAAAAUGGAUGAAGCACAUCUACCUGAAGGAUUUAGGCCAGAGUUUCAACCAAAGAAUCCAUAUUCUGAAAGCAUUAAAGAAAUGCUGAAAACAUUUGGCACUGCAACAUAUAAAGUUGGUCUGAAAGUUCACCCCAAUGAAGAAGAUCCACGUGUACCUAUAAUGUGCUGGGGCAGUUGUGCAUUUACAAUCCAAGCAAUAGAACAAAUUUUAGCCGAUGAAGAAAAACCAUUAUUUGGUCAAUUGUCUUGCAGACAGGAUGACUGUCUUACUUCAUUGACACGAUUUGCAGCCGCGCACUGGACAGUUUCUUCACUAUCAGCAGUACAGGGUCACUUUUGUAUGCUUUUAUCAUCACUGGUGCCUAAUGAAAAAAGUGGAAAUCUUCCGUGCAUUCUUGAUAUCGAUAUGUUUCAUUUAUUGGUAUGCUUGGUGUUGUCUUUCCCUGCUAUACACUGUCAGGACUUUUCAGGAGUUAGCCUUGGUACAGGAGAUAUUCAUAUCUUCUACCUUGUCACUAUGGCACAUAUUGUGCAAAUAAUACUUACCUCAUCCACAGAAGAAAAUGGCAUGGACCAAGGAAACUCUGCUGUUGAAGAAGCUGCUGUUCUUGCUUUACAUAAGCAUAUUGGCCAGUAUGUGGGAAGUGCCUUGAAAGAAAUUUCUUCUGGAUGGCAUCUAUGGAAAAAUAUAAAAACUGGGAUCAUGCCUUUUCUGAGGUGCUCUGCUAUGUUUUUCCACUAUUUAAAUGGAGUUCCCAUACCACCAGAAUUGAAAGUCAAUGGGGCAAACCAGUUUGAACACUUAUGUAGCUAUCUUUCCUUGCCCAACAACCUAAUUUGCCUUUUUCAAGAGAACAGCAAAAUUACAAAUACUUUAAUAGAAAGCUGGUGUAAUAACAGUGAAGUAAAAAGAUUCCUGCAAGGUCAGAGACAAGCCAUAAGCUAUCCACGAGACUCUAAUAAAUUAAUAGAACUUCCAGAAGAUUACAGCUGCCUAAUCAAUCAAGCUUCUAAUUUUUCGUGUCCAAAGUCAGGUGGUGAUAAAAGUAGAGCACCAACAUUAUGCCUUGUCUGUGGAACUAUGUUGUGUUCUCAGAGUUACUGUUGUCAAACAGAGCUAGAGGGAGAAGAUGUAGGAGCAUGUACUGCACAUACAUAUACGUGUGGCUCUGGAGUCGGAAUCUUCCUCAGAGUACGGGAAUGUCAAGUGCUAUUCCUAGCUGGAAAAACAAAGGGUUGCUUCUAUGCUCCUCCCUAUUUAGAUGACUAUGGAGAGACUGAUCAGGGACUCAGGCGUGGGAAUCCUUUACAUCUGUGCAGAGAGAGAUUUAAAAAGAUUCAAAAACUCUGGCAACAGCAUAGUAUCACAGAAGAAAUAGGACACGCACAAGAAGCAAAUCAAACUUUAGUAGGCAUUGACUGGCAGAAUUUAUAACUUAUUUUCUGAAUUCUAGAACUGAAUAAUUCUUUUGUAAUCCAUCAUAAUACAUCAAGCAAAAAAGAAUUAGGAAACAAAGGAUGGAAAAUAAUAAAGAGAAGAAUCUAAUUCCUCCUUAAUUUUUUCCAUGUUUGUUUUAUAUAUUUAUUGGUUACCAUAACCAUAUAACUUUACUGUGUAGCAUAUUUGAUUAAUAGUAUUAUUUGCACUGAGCUUCUUUCACAACCUCCUGUUGAUUUCUCUAACUUGGCUGAGUGAAUUUGUACAAAAUUAUCAUCCUUGGCAUCUACUGAAACAUUUUUGAUAACUGAGGGGGGAGGAAAAAUUUGGCUGAAAUAGUAUCUUGAUCAAGCACAAUGUUGAAGCAGUGUGGUCUCCUUUUUGUAGUAAAUCUGAGCCAUUUUGCAUUUUAGUACUUAAAUUGUUCUAAACUUGGAAUAGGAUGAAAUAAAGGUGCAAAAAAUGUAGCAAUGGAUUUAUCUACAAGAGUGCAAAAUAACAUUGAAAAUGACUUUGUAAUCUGCAGUCUUGCAUGGCUCCUUGGUGUUUGUAUUUCUUAACUAGGAGAGAACACUUCAUAAGGAAAACUAAUUUAAUUAUCUUCUUGAAGUCUUGCACACUUUAGGAGUAUUUUGUGUGGAUUGUGAUAAUGGCAUAGUAGGCAAAGACUGUUUUCCACAUAUGAUUGAUUGGUAGACUUUGAUAUUACAUUUUUUUCUUAGAAUGUAAGAUAGCAACUUCACCCCUUGGAGGAGUCCUGUGAAUCUUGAUUUGAUCUCAAAUUGCAGAAGCUGAGAAUAGGAAUUUUUUUAGGUAUUUACUCCAACUUUCAAGGUUCUGGAUACAUUUGCCUUUUUACAAUUCUUAUGAUGAAACAGAGGAACCCAGUGUCUGUGGGGGUCCCAUUGCAAAGCUUAAUAGUUACUAAUUUCCUUCGUAGGCACCAACAAAUACAUGAAUUUGCACUUGGCUGGCAUUCUGUAAAGAAGUUUGUCUAUAGUAUACUUUAUAAGUAUAUUGAAAACUGCACAGAUUUUGCACAUGGGUGCCUGAAGGCAGUGAAUUUUCUAAAUACUAUACUUUCUGGAGAGUUGUCAUCUGUCCUUUAAAAUAUCAUUUUUUAAAAAAAAUGCUUUAUUUCCUAAUCAUAAUAAUCUGUAAUCUUAUCUAAUACCGAUAAAGUAUUAUUAUUUGGGGGAGGGGAAUUUCAUCACCAGUACAUUGCAGAGAAACCAUACUUUGAACAUGCUUUUUCAUGUUAUUGUAAAUUUAUUUUUUUAUUCAAUGUAAUGCAUCACUUCAUGCUGUUUUCUCAGAAUAGUUGCUAGUAAUAUAUCAGACACAUACAAAGCUAGAUCAUUUUGGCUGCCUAUUAUUAGAGUAAUUUUGGGCAAUCUGAUUACAGUCUUCCUAGAUGCUUUAGUAGUAACCAAACCUCUUUUUCCUUUGUGUGUCGUCAAUCUGGCAGUAGUUUUCAUCUUCCUUCUUUGUUUAGGUUAUAGAUAAAACUGUUUGCUGCAGAUGAUACAUUUAAGUUGCUAAUUCUGCGCUAACACAAUUUAUUUAAUAUAAAAUUUGCUUUAAGAUAUACAUAGUAACAAUGCAUUCAGUUUUGUGGAUUUUGUUUCUCCCUUGUGACUGCAUAGAUAAAUGAAAAACAAUAAAAUAAACUCUGCUGCUCGUAAAAAAAGAAAGAGAAUUGUAUAAAGUAAAUAUUGGGAGAAAUGCCCCCCCCCCCAGGGUACUAUAGAUGAGAUAAAGGUCAAAUGGAUAGAUGGUCUUAAGACCGUGAGACAUAAAGUGUAUAAUUUAUCCUGGUUUUCAGCAAGGUUGCUCAUUCUUCAACUGCCCAUUUUCUUCUGACUUUUAUUUCUUUCAGCAUGUAUUUAUGUUAAUUGUAGAAAUGUUUAUAUUACAAGCUUUCAGUAUCAGGGAAUUCAUACCUGUAAUGAAUUGACUAUGACUUUCAUAUCUGUGAACAACUUGUAAAAAUUAAAAUGUAUCAUAUGUAUAAAAAUAUAAGAAUAAAUGCUUUAGGUGUUGUUGAUAUUCAAUUAAUGCUCGAAUGUUGCUCACUUUUUAAAGAGGCAAUUCUGCUGAAUACUUUAAUUGCUAACUUGUUAAAAAAAAUGCCUUGGAUACAUAGCAUCUCUUGUUCCCAGUGUACAUUUUUAAAAAGUUUUAAAUAUUGCAGUCAGCCAUAUCAGUCUACUAUCCCUCUCAGGGCUGAGCUCAAACAGUUCAACAUUAAUAAAAUUAGUACUUCAGAAAUUA
This is a messenger RNA of Python bivittatus (Burmese python), 3951 nucleotides long. Lineage: Eukaryota; Metazoa; Chordata; Lepidosauria; Squamata; Pythonidae. The record is from RefSeq and is a predicted model, not a curated record.